This is a messenger RNA of Rhagoletis pomonella (apple maggot), 765 nucleotides long. Its product is annotated as secreted RxLR effector protein 161-like. The record is from RefSeq and is a predicted model, not a curated record. Bases 1 to 765 code for a protein of 254 amino acids. The transcript has a single exon. Lineage: Eukaryota; Metazoa; Arthropoda; Insecta; Diptera; Tephritidae.
AUGAAUGACUGUAACGCAGUUACCACUCUUAUGAAUGCAGAUGAAAAGCUCUCCAAAGAUAUGUGUCCGAAAAAUGAGGACGAGAAAAAAGAAAUUGAAAAAUUACCUUAUCAAAAUCUAAUCGGAUGUCUACUGUAUUUAGCAGGAUCUACACGUCCUGAUAUUGCAUACACCGUAAGCGUACUUAGUCAAUUUAACACAAAUUUCGGAAUUAAACAUUGGAUAGCAGCAAAACGAGUUUUACGUUACCUUAAAGGCACUCAAAAUUUAGGCUUAUUAUUUAAAAAGAAUGGUAAGAAUCUUACAGGAUACGCAGUUGCCGAUUGGGGUGCCAGCAUAGGCGAUAGAAGAUCGUACACAGGAUUUAUAUUUAGUUAUGGUAGUACAGCUAUUAGCUGGGAGUCCCGAAAACAACGAACAGUAGCUAUGUCAAGUACUGAGGCUGAGUAUAUGGCUAUAUCUGAAUCUGCUAAGGAAGCUAUUUACCUCAGGCGUUUUCUUGAUGAAAUACUGGAUUCACAAGGGCCAACAACAAUUUUCAACGACAAUCAAAGUGCUGGAAGACUUUGUAGAAAUCCUAUUUUUCACAACAGAACAAAACAUAUUGAUCUCCGUUAUCACUUCAUAAGAGAAGCAAUCGAAAGAGGAGAUAUACAAAUUGAUUAUAAAGAAACCAGUCAAAUGCCCGCAGAUAUUUUAACGAAAGCUAUAUCAUAUCCAAAACAUAAACAUUGCAUUGAAAUGAUAGCUUUACAGAAAUCUUGA